Molecule: messenger RNA, 1324 nt
Organism: Anoplophora glabripennis (Asian longhorned beetle)
Lineage: Eukaryota; Metazoa; Arthropoda; Insecta; Coleoptera; Cerambycidae
Gene: Nmdmc
Product: bifunctional methylenetetrahydrofolate dehydrogenase/cyclohydrolase, mitochondrial
Exons: 6
Coding region: 107-1156 (349 amino acids)
Biological process (GO): tetrahydrofolate interconversion
Cellular component (GO): mitochondrion
Molecular function (GO): methylenetetrahydrofolate dehydrogenase (NAD+) activity; methylenetetrahydrofolate dehydrogenase (NADP+) activity; methenyltetrahydrofolate cyclohydrolase activity
Source: RefSeq, a predicted model, not a curated record
UUGUUUUAAUUUAGGUACUUUUUCAUGCACAUGUACAGUAUGUGCAAUAAAAAUACAUCUUGAAAAUUUCUUUUAUAAUCAUUUCUUUAAUAAUUUUGAUAUAUCAAUGCGUAGUAUUUUAUACAAAAAAUAUAACCUCUAUCAAAAUAACACAUAUGUACACCGAGGAAACAAAAUGAAUAUUCCCGUUAUAAACAGGAUUAUUUUCAGGAGAAUAUCUACCUCGAUUUAUAAGAGUUUAAGAUCAAACUGUAAAAUAAUCGAUGGAAAGAAAAUAUCUCAGGAUAUCCAGAAAACAUUAUCUAUUGAUAUUGAAGAAUGGGUAAAAAGAGGACAUAGAGCUCCAUGUCUAAUAGCAAUUUUAGUUGGAGAGGACCCGGCAAGUCAGAAAUAUGUAGAAAAUAAAAUGGUUGCUGCAAAAAAUGUCGGUAUUGUGAGCAAAACUAUACGUCUACCAAAAACAUCAGCAGAGGAAGACAUAAUUUCUAAAAUAAAAGAACUUAAUAAUGAUUCCACAGUAGAUGGCAUAUUAGUGCAACUUCCAGUACCAGAACAUGUUUCUGAACAAAAUGUUUGUAAUGCUGUUGAUCCAAGGAAGGAUGUAGAUGGAUUUCAUAUAAUAAAUAUGGGAAAAUUAACAAAUAACAUGGAUACAUUUAUUCCAUGUACUGCAUUGGGGGUAAUUGAACUUAUAAAAAGAUCUGGAAUUGAAACUUUUGGAAAGAAUGUUGUGGUUUGUGGUAGAUCAAAAAAUGUAGGUCUUCCUAUUGCUUUACUAUUGCAUUCCGAUGCUAAAUAUGAUUGUCCAGGUUUGGAAGCCACAGUAACUUUAUGUCAUCGACAUACCCCUCGUGAAGAACUAAAAUAUUUUACAAAGAAAGCUGACAUAAUUAUAAGUGCCACAGGUGUUGUCAAUUUAAUCACAUCAGAUAUCGUCAAGCCUGGUGUAUGUAUUAUAGAUGUUGGUAUAACAAGAGUGCCAACAAAGGAAGGAAAAACUAAAAUUGUUGGAGACGUUGAUUUUGAAAAUGUACGUAAAAUUGCAGGGUACAUUACACCAGUUCCAGGAGGGGUUGGGCCGAUGACUGUAGCAAUGUUAAUGGCAAACACAUUUAAAGCUGCAAAAAAAUUAGGAAAUAUAGAAAAUAUUUGUUGAUUUUUUAUUUAAACAAAAUUAAAUAUAUUUAUAUACAUUUUAAUCUAUUGCAUAUGUAAGAUAUAUUAAAACAAAUUUAAUCUUAUUGUUUUUGUUGCAUUUGAAAGAUGUGUACAAUGUGAACGUUUAGAAUGGAAAACAAAUAAAAUACGCCCUGUAUAAUUUUCA